AUGGCAUACAUCGAUUGGCUAAUUAGCGUCGCGUUUAGUAUGUAUAUGAUCAGACACCAGAUCGGCGGUACGAAGCAUAUUCCGCAAAUCUCAUUUGAAGUUGUUGGGUCUACUGGCAAUAUCUACGAAACGGUUAUCGGUAAAGUCCCUACCUGUAACUGUCCGGAUGUCAUAUUCCGGAAGACGCAGUGCAAGCACAUCUGCUUUGUUCUAUCUGCGAUGAAUGUCCCUAGGCAGCUGAUGUACCAGCGGUCAUUUUUGCCAUCCGAGCUACGCGAGAUGCUUGCUGUAUUAUCCUUGAAACGGACCCUGGACACCACUACCCUUACUUCCGCCGGCAAAAGGGGGCCUAUCGAGGACGAAUGCCCAAUCUGUUUCCAUGAUUUCGAGACAGACAAGAAAACUACGUGGUGUCAGUCAUGCGGCAGCAACUUUCACAAGGCUUGCUUUAAGAAGUGGGAGGCAACUAUGGAUGCGUCCCACACUGUCGUUCGUUGUCUCUACUGGUAA
Penicillium egyptiacum is the source of this 510-nucleotide messenger RNA. NCBI's taxonomy places the organism in Eukaryota, Fungi, Ascomycota, Eurotiomycetes, Eurotiales, Aspergillaceae. The record is from the annotation of a GenBank genome assembly.